Gasterosteus aculeatus aculeatus (three-spined stickleback) is the source of this 6685-nucleotide messenger RNA. RefSeq names its product BR serine/threonine kinase 1b (gene brsk1b). The record is from RefSeq and is a predicted model, not a curated record. Gene Ontology annotation, cellular component: cytoplasm. Gene Ontology annotation, biological process: intracellular signal transduction; protein phosphorylation. Lineage: Eukaryota; Metazoa; Chordata; Actinopteri; Perciformes; Gasterosteidae. Gene Ontology annotation, molecular function: protein serine/threonine kinase activity; ATP binding.
GGGGGGGGUCCCUGAUAUCGAUCAGAGAAUGGAUUCAAUCAGGAGCAUUCUGUCUCGGGACAUUUGAGACCCUGCUCUUACAGGAAUCAAUCUGGGGCCGAUGCGUGCAGCCCGACUUUCGGCCACUUUUAUCCGGCUGCAGAAGAUACACAUCAAUUAGCUUUAAACUACUGUUAUUUAUAGCGAGGAGGGGGAGAGGUGGGGUGUGGGCUCGGCGCGACCAUACACCUCCCUCAGCAUCGCUGGGCGACCGGUCAAAACCUCACGCGUCCUUCCGAUCGUUUUUCUUACUCCGGAUGAUGCUGCACUCCGUGCCGCCCUGAAGGAGACGCAAGACCCGAAGCCGAAGAAGAAGGGACAGGAGCAGGAGAGGAUCCCGGGAAAUUACUUUAUUCUCAGCCCGCACGUAGGUACAGCGACUGGAGCCGCUGGCCGCGCGGGAGCAGCCUGCAGGGCCCGGCGUUAGAAUCACGACCGGUCCUCCGCGCCUCCGCCCGGCCGCCUGGGAUGUGCGUGACGGCGCCACGCACAGGAGCAGAACGCCACCCGCCUCACAUCGGGAGAGUAGCAUUUCAGGAUGAGCAGCAAGGAGCUGACGGUGGGCCCGUCCAACCAGUACGUGGGGCCCUACCGGCUGGAGAAGACCCUCGGGAAGGGACAGACGGGGCUGGUGAAGUUGGGCGUCCACUGCAUAACGGGACAGAAGGUGGCCAUCAAGAUUGUCAACAGAGAGAAACUCUCUGAAUCCGUCCUGAUGAAGGUGGAGAGAGAAAUAGCUAUUCUUAAACUAAUAGAGCACCCUCACGUUCUGAAGCUGCAUGACGUCUAUGAGAAUAACAAAUACCUGUAUCUGGUUUUGGAGCAUGUGUCUGGCGGAGAGUUGUUCGACUACCUGGUUAAGAAGGGCAGGCUGACCCCCAAAGAGGCCAGGAAGUUCUUCAGACAAAUUAUCUCCGCCCUCGACUUCUGCCACAGUCACUCCAUAUGUCACAGAGACCUGAAGCCAGAGAAUCUUCUCCUGGAUGAGAAGAAUAACAUCAGGAUAGCAGACUUCGGUAUGGCCUCGCUACAAGUUGGGGAUAGCUUGUUGGAAACCAGUUGUGGGUCCCCACAUUAUGCUUGCCCAGAGGUCAUAAGGGGAGAGAAGUACGACGGUCGCAGAGCCGAUGUUUGGAGCUGUGGAGUCAUCCUCUUUGCUCUUCUAGUCGGUGCGCUGCCCUUUGACCACGACAACCUGCGGCAGCUCCUGGAGAAAGUGAAGAGCGGGGUGUUCCACAUGCCCCACUUCAUUCCUCCGGAGUGUCAGGCUUUGCUUAAAGGAAUGAUAGAAGUCAACCCCGACAAGAGACUUACGCUAGAAGCAAUACAGAAACACUCCUGGUACCAAGGUGGCCGUAACGAGCCGUGCCCGGAGCAGCCGCCGCCUCGACGUGUGUGUGUGAAGAGGAUCGUGUCCUUAACAGACCUGGAUCCUGACGUCCUGGAGAGCAUGUACUCCCUGGGCUGCUUCAGAGACCGGGUCAAACUCACACAGGACCUUACAAGUGAGGAGGAGAACCAGGAGAAGAUGAUCUACUACCUCCUGUUGGACAGGAAGGAGCGAUACCCGAGCUGUGAAGACGAGGAUCUCCCGCCCAGAAACGACCUCGACCCACCCAGGAAGCGCGUGGACUCCCCGAUGCUGACGCGUCAUGGUCGCUGUCGUCCAGAGAGGAAGAGCCUGGAGGUCCUCAGCGCCACAGACCAGGGGUCUCCCACCCCGCCUCGCAGGGCCCUGGAUACUAAUGCACACAGCCAGAGGUCUCGCUCAGUCAGUGGAGCGUCCACAGGUCUGUCCUCCAGUCCUCUCAGCAGUCCCAGGAGCCCGGUCUUCACUUUCAGCCAAUCAGAAGUCGCCUCUGCUUCCUCCUCCAAAGACCCCAAACCGGGAAGCGCCACCACGCCUAGGCCCACCCGCCCGCCACCCGACCCCAAAACACAGACCCUGCCCACGAAGUGCCCCGCUGACCGGCCCCACCUCCACUCCAUGAAGUCCCUCCCACUCGGGACGCCACGCUCCCCUUCCCCAUCCCCCUCGCCACUCCUCUCCCCCAUCCCACGCUUCUUCAACUUCCCCUCUCCAUCCGUCUUCAAGUCCAAGAACAUCCACUCGUCCUCUAACUCCUCUGCCGCCCCUCCCCCUGUGUCGCAGGUCACGCCGCAGGGCUCGCCGCUGCCCACCCCGCUGGGCACGCCCGUGCACCAAAUCCACCACCCUUCCUCCACCACCCCCCCCUCCUCCUCCUCAUCCUCGUCCUCCUCCAGGGCGGACGGGGCCGGCGGGGCCUCGCUGACGCCGCCCUCCAGCCCGGGCGGCAGCGGCGGUCUGGCCGCCUCGAGCUCCGCCCACUGGAGGACGAGGCUCAACUCGUUCAAAAACAACCUCCUGGGCUCGCCGCGCUUCCAUCGGCGCAAACUGCAAGUCCCCACUUCAGAGGACAUGUCCAGUUUGACGCCCGAGUCCAGUCCAGAACUGGCUAAGAAGUCGUGGUUCGGUAACUUCAUCAGCCUGGAGAAAGAGGAGCAGAUCUUCGUUAUGAUUCAAGACAAGCCGCUCAGCUCCAUCAAGGCCGACAUCGUCCACGCCUUUCUCUCUAUCCCGUCCCUCAGCCACAGCGUGGUGUCUCAGAACAGUUUCCGGGCAGAGUACAAGGUGUCCGGCGGACCCUCCGUCUUCCAGAAGCCUGUCAAGUUCCAAGUGGACAUUGCAUUCUCCGAGGGGGAGAGCGAGCGAGAGAGGGAACCAGCGGAGCGGGAAGGCAGACGGGAGAUGGGCAUCUACAGCGUCACCUUCACUCUGAUCGCAGGUCCCAGUCGCAGAUUCAAGAGAGUGGUGGAAACCAUUCAGGCUCAGCUCCUGAGUACUCACGAUCAGCCUUCUGUGCAGGCACUGGCUGGCCCCUCAGACGAGAAGAAUGGUCAGCUCUCCCGCCAGCCCAGCACCCCAUCGCGCCAGAACUCCCGGCGUUCCGAGAGCGGAUCCGAGCGGGGAGAGAAGGAGCGCGCGGCGGACGCUGGCGGCGGAAGCGGGGGCUUAAGCGGGGGCACCUUGCAGAGGGGGGGCUCAGGGAAAGACAAGACCAGACUCCUCUCGUCGUCCAACGGGACGCAGUCCCAUCCCUGAAUGGGGAUGUUGUGCGAGGAUCAUCAGCCUGGCAUUUUUCCUCUUCCCUCCCUCGAUUUUUCCCCACAUUCUUUCCUUCCCUAUUUCCUAAUCUCCCGCCUUGCUUCCUACCAUUAUUCCAAAGCCACGGGACGGAGGAUGGGGGAGGCUCUUCCUUGAAGCUGAUCCGGGGGAUAUGAAGGGGAUGUCCUCACAAAAGACUGACAUGUGGGGGUGAUCGAGUUGAGCUGAUCUCUAAUCAGCUUUCAAGGACAGUUUCGCCCCCAGAGGUGGGACAAGCCCGACAACAGGAUUAUCCCACCUGACCAGAGAAAUGCAAGAAAAGCUCACAGCCAGGAACACAGGUUAACCACCCAGUCUAACGAAUCAAGAAAGCACAUGACCUUCCCAUUGACCAAUCACGCAACACGGGACUCAUAACCAACAGCAGACCUCCACCAGGUAGUUGAAAUGACAAGGGAGGACACUGGCUAAAGACAAAGCCCCUUAAGUCGUUCUCUUUUAUCAUUUUCUGACCAACUGAUGACAUGGAUCAUCACCUCAACGCCACCCGACCACACAUGACCAGGAAACCCGCACUCCCCCAUUCUCCUCACUCUCUAACCGGAGACGCAUGCGUGUUCUCAAGCAAAGCAACAAAAAGCGUCCAACUUUUGAGAAGGCAUCACAGGGGGGUAUUGAUUUGGACUUGAUUGUUAAACUGGAUCUCUUUUCUGCUAGCUAAUCUGCAAACGGAAUGCGCUUCCUUAAAGAAUCAAGGCGCCUUGAUUGAGAAGGAAAUGACGGAGCAAAGAUCCGGUGCGGUCCGCGUGGCGUAGCCUGGCGCGAGACCGAAAGACCAGCUUUUCUUUGAGUGUUUAAGAAGCAUAAAUCCCAUACAUUAUUUCUGAAUAACACUGACAAAGCUAUGAUACCGUGUUGCCUUUAAUGGAGGAGAGUAAGUGGAUAGAUAGUUAGAUUUAGCCCCAUUUUGAGGACACUAUUCACACCACACGUAGAAUGUCUCGCAAGUGAAAAGUCCCACCAGAGAAAGGGGGAGCUGAAUAGAUAGAUGGACUAAACAGAGGAGAGAUAGCAGCAGGUAUCCGUUAGGUAGCUAAGGAAGGACAACAACAGAAGAAACUUGCAUCCUAAGCUAACGUAGGGACAGCAGUUGAAAUUCCAAUAAUUAAAAGUUGCUGAAAAGGUUUGAAGAUGCUGAUCAAACGGGACUUCCGUGCUUUUUAGACCCACAUUCGGCAACUAAAAACAUUUCCUAUGUCGCUUCACGUUUGUCAAUGGACGCAGACGGACGCAGGGCGAAGCCAAAGCCCUAAACUCAAGCUUCUGUCUGCCUCUUUGAAAGGCGAGAGGCAGAUGGAGAUGAACUGAAAUGCUGUUCUUGUCAGGAAAGGUAGAUUGCUAGAAGUACAAAACAACUUCGGCUUGUCUGUUGUCAUAAAACACUGCACAAUAACAGCUGGGAGUGGGAGUGGGGGUGGGGCACACCUAAAGAAUGAAAUCUGUCUCGUUUCAUUUUUUACUUUCGAUACCCUCUUUUUUCUACUCUGCUCCUUGUCUUUUUUUCAUGUUUUCGUGUUUGCCACCAGCAAAGUAGAUGGCGGCGCCAACCAUGUGAAUGUCAAACACUCUUGAAAUUAUUGCAGGAGUGAAAACAUUUCUUUUCAUAUAUUUAUUGAAAUUGCAUUUAUUUAGUUAUUUAUUUGUUGCAGUGUCUUUGUUGAAAGUGUAAUAUUUUGUAUUUUUUUCAUGAAUGGAAAAAGCAGAUGGCUGAGGACAGGGAAAUGUCACUUUUAAGUAGUCUGACUUUAAAGCAAACCAGUUUUUCAUGAGGAAAAAAAAACUGUAAAGCAACUCAACUCUUUCUUCUUUAUGAUUCUGAAAAACUUGAUGCUGCAAAAAUACCUCUACAGCUUUACAUCGUGUCUUUACCUGCUACUAUUUUCUUCAUUUAGCUUAUUGUUGGCUGCAAUAGCUGUUCACAUUCCUACAACACUAGACAAAUAUUCCACAUUAACACACACAAUCACGCUCAUUUAGAGAUAAGCUCUAUGUGGAGGUUUAUUUAGCAUUUAGAUGAAAUGCUCCAACCGCCGGAUAUUCAUCAGUGUUGAGGUUAUUACUCCUUGAGGCGCUGGUCCAUUUGAUUUAGUUUAGGCCCACAUAAGGAGCGCUAAACUACUGGCGACUCUCCAUGGUGAAGUUUCGCUGUGACGGCAAAAUCAAGCGGUAAUUAACCGCAACGUGAUGCCUAAUCUUCACUCUCUUGUCUUGCCGUUGGAAAGCGCAUUGCUUUCGCUAAACAAGUGUCCACUUUGUUUCGGCCUAUUUGUCCAGGAACAAGUGUAGCAAUUAAGCACGGUGGAAUUAACAAUCUAGUGACAAUAGCUAACUAGCAAACAGCGGGCUUGCUAGCUAGCUUUCUAAUUCCAUCGUGUUUUAAUGCUUUUCGGGUUACAUUAGUUACAGAAAUGAAGCAGAACAGUUAGCUGUUAGCUUGUGGCCGCGCUUGCCACAACGGUCCGCCAUUCUGGACAAGAAAAAGCUACCUAGCUUACCGGCUAGCCACCCGCUUUCCCAGAGCUACUUCCCCUCUCUUCUGCUGUAAACCACAUUUUACCGUCACACAAAGACCACUCUUUUGUACUACUAAAAUGACAACGUAAAACAAUUUAACGUCUGAUAUUUUCCUAUUCUAUUUCUUUGGAAAUAUUACCUGCAAAACUGACAUUCCCACCAUUCUCAGCUGUUCUUUGUGGUCUCUGGUAACUCGCACAAUAGCAUGUGAGUAAAACUAAGGGGAUGAGGCUUUUUUUCUAUCUAUGGCCUGACAGCAAAUGCAUUUCAUUGUCAUAUUCAUUACCUGUGAAAUACUGUGUUAACGCUGACUAACACCUCACUGAAACCACAAAACAUCCCUUAUUGACCUUCAAUAGUCUCCACACACUUUGCACACUAACUGCCAGCAAACUGUGUGAAAAACAGGAAAAUGUGGUUUACGACUCUUUAAAAACCAAGAAUUCCUUUCAACACACUGGACUUGACCUUGGCUGAAGUAUGGCGGAGAACUAGGGCACCAUGUGAAACAUUUUCUUGAGUUCUGAGUUUACGGUUAGGAAACCUAAAAAACAUGUUUUUUAACAUGUGGCCCUCAUCCACUCGGGUUAGGUCGGGUUAGGUCUCGGCAUGGUUUUGUAUUACGUUUAGAAAGCUACGGGCAAACUAUUGUCUUGGCGGACAUAAUAAAGAAAGAUUUGAAGUUGCGCUGGUUUAAUUUUAGAUUUGAAUGUGAUCCCGCCCUUUAUUUUACCAGCCUGGUGCUCAGAUUGGCCCCUCCUAGCAGUGGGGCUACACACAUCGGAAAGGUCAAAGGGGCAGGGAGGCUUAUACUUACACCCAUAGAUGAAAAAUAGUGUUAUGUCAAGAGAGCCUAGUUAAAGGAUAUGAAUGGGAGGAGGAAGAAAGAAAGGCAGCAGCAUGCGGCAGGUUUUGCUCUACUUCAAGCAAACUUUGCAUACAAAA